Oncorhynchus mykiss (rainbow trout) is the source of this 2710-nucleotide messenger RNA. RefSeq lists its product as uncharacterized. Gene Ontology annotation, cellular component: cytoplasm. NCBI's taxonomy places the organism in Eukaryota, Metazoa, Chordata, Actinopteri, Salmoniformes, Salmonidae. Gene Ontology annotation, biological process: negative regulation of protein kinase activity; neurotrophin TRK receptor signaling pathway; negative regulation of TOR signaling. The record is from RefSeq and is a predicted model, not a curated record.
UGUUCUUGCUGUUUAUUUGUGUCUGUGUGUGCUAGUGUCUCUGCAAAGGCGAGAAAUUAAAUGUGUUCAUGUUGGGAGGAGAGUGCACAGGAGACCAGUUGGCUAGCAUGUUAGCAAACAAACAAGCACAAACAAUCCGCAGUCCAUGACAUUUUCAUUGAAGUGCUUUCCUGGUAGUAAUAAUCACAGGGAUGACAUUUAGAAACGAGCUGGGUAAGUCUAGAGCAGGCAGUCACCCCAUAAGGUUUUGGCAGAGCCAGUUCGUAUGCUAACGAAUGCACGAGAUUGUGGGUGGAGGAAGGGACGACGACGCUGAAUUGCGACAGUUCGCGAGACGUAACGACAGGUGGACAACGUCUUCCCACGGUAACACCAGCAACAUUUUCAUUUAUCUCUCCCCUAGUUCUCUCAGGCACACUGACAUUAAAAAUAUUAAACAAUCACCUUGUGCCUCUGAAACCUGCUUUAUAACAACUAAGGAUAGUUUUAUUCUUAGCUUAAACCAAACCAGCAAUAGUAAAAGAUCCUAACGUUUCCUCAGAUUAGCCAAAAGCAGAUUCCAAAAACACAUCAACACUACAGCCUACAAUCCAGUGAGAAAAAAGGUACAUUUAUCACAAAACUUGUUAACAAAAAUAUAUAGUAUUUAAUAUCAAACUGCUGGCUGAGUCCUACAGGUGCCUGAUUACACUAACCUAAACCAUUUUAGCUAUUGAUCAAUAAAAACCAUUACAAAGCAUCUAUACAUUCCAUAAAAGCUAGCCCUAAUAAAUUAAACACCUGUUUACCCACCAUGGCCUCCAUCACCCAAUCAUCUGACCCUGAGAUCCCAGACAAUCACAAAGAGAGCUGGCUGGCACUACUUGCCGCGGCAGAGGGAUAUUGUCUGAAGUCAGGCUGCGACCUGGCUAUUCUUACAGCCUGUAAGAAGUUCUGGCCAUCUGUAGUGGAGGGAGAUGAGAGGAAAAAGGAGAGUGGCUUGCCUGCCGGAGGCCGGAAGUGGGAUUUCUCCUAUCACGUGUGGGGUCAGGGGGCUUUGGCUGAGUCUUCGCGGCGCUACAUGGACGACAUUGCGGUGCUGCACUCCACAUCUAUGGUAACGGCACAUAGAUAUACACGUCUGAGUGCAGGAGACGGAAGAGCUAAACUGGUAGUGGACAUACCCUCUGACAGGGCGGGCCUAACAGGUGAGGGUGGUGUGGGAACCAUCAGCCCCAGUACCACACUCUAUUCGCAAAGCUACCCAUCAAUCUACCACUCAGGGGCUGUCAUUGGCCAAGCUGCUGGGCAGCAUGAGAAUGGAGAGAGGGAGCAAGAGAUGGCUGUGAUGAUAGAGGAGGCUGGACGAGGGAGAGACAUUCCCGGAAAUGGGGACUUAGAGGAAGAGUGUGAGGAAGAGGAGGACAUGGACGAAAGGAGCCGUAAUCUGAAUGAGACUGCAGGAGUGUUUUCCAUGGAUGAGGACUCGCUGUCUCGUGACUGUGAACCAUUCUUUGAGUCUGAUGGAGAGGAGGAGAGCACUGAUGGCUCGUUAAGUGAGGACUGUCCUCCUCCCCCGCGCAGCAUGGCCAUGGGGCAGUCAUUCUCAUCCCGUCACCCCAACCCCAUGAACAUGGCCCGCUCUCUUCCCGUGUCUGUUCCUGUGUGGGGCUUCAAGGGCAACAGACCCCACCAGGGAGAAGGCCACAGUGGGGAACGGGCUGGUGUAGCUGACCUGGAUCAUAUUGCUGCCAGCAUGAAGGCCCUGUUGGCCCCAGGAGCCAACGACGGAACAGAAAUGUUUGGAGGACUACCUCGCCCUCGCCUCAACACGGGAGACUUCUCCCUCAAACACUGAGCCAAAGAAAGUGAGGGGAUGAAGGAGUGAGAGAGAGAGUGUGUGGAUGAAAGAGAGCUAAUUGAUUGGCUGGCAGGUGGAAAAGUACCCCAGUGUAUUAGCUAAUCACUAACCCCAAAUUUGGUAGUAACAACGGUGAACCCAGAGAGGAUUAACUGACAUAACAUAUGCUCGUAUACACACUAAGAUCAUUUUCAACACAUUACAUUACACCCAUACACACUUAAACACUACAAGACAACUCGCUACACACAACUUCACUUCAAAUGUGCUCAUAGUCAUGGACACUAACAUAUUGAAAUGUUUCUAACUGACACAGGUGUUGAAUCUGUUGUGGGACUUUGCCAAGUAGAUUCGUGGAGGAUGGGUCAACCUUCUAGAAAUGGUUGGCUCUAGGGGGCUUUUUAACAUGAAGCCUGUAGCUUUUCAAAUUGUGAGUGAAGGGCACCAUGUCUCCAUGAAACAUGGCUUUUUGUACUUCUACCUUGCCAAUGAAUGACUGACUGGUAGAAUGAUUGUACACGUACUAUCUCUGAUAUUGACACUAUUAUAAUAAUAAUGUCCUCCAAAUGUGUUGACUGUGAGAGCGAGAGAAAGCGGAGGAGGCAAACAGAGAUGUAUCUAUCAUCUCCCAACUUUUCAAAAGCAGAUAAAUGUUUUAAUUUGAGUACCUGUAUGGUUUAAAUUAAGGAACAACAUCCGUGAAUCAGGCUGUUGGUUCUGACACUGAAUAUUAUUUGGAUGCAGUAUAAUGGCUGUCCUAGAGAGGGCAGUAUCAGAUUAAGAAAUAUCCUGAACAGAAAUAAACACAACAUGUAAAGUGUUGGUCCCAUGUUAAUGAGCUGAAAUAAAAGGUUCCAAAUGGCACAAAAA